AUGAUGCAGGAUCGAACAAUUUCUUCCGAUGAAUUGUCUGAAGCACGACGCUUAGCAGAUUUCUGUCCGGUCUUCAAGGUCGAUGAAACCACUGUCGUCAAGUCAGGAGACUCGGUCCGUUUCGCCGAAGCAGCUGCAUUGAAGUUAGUCCGCGAACGUACGAGCAUUCCUGUGCCGGAAGUUUAUAAUGUAUACAAAGACGAAGCGUCUGGACAUGUUCGAAUUAUUAUGGAAUUUAUUCAGGGAGAUGUUCUUGACAGAGUCUGGGACCAAUUUGACGGAAAUCAGAAAGACGAAGUCAUCCAACAACUGCAUGGGUUUUUUGCUCAGCUGCGGAACAUUAAGGGCACAACCAUCGGCUCUGUCGACGGCACAGCUUGCGAGGAUCAACUGUUCACUGACGAAAUCGGUGCUUACGGUCCUUAUGAGGAUGAACCGGAAUUCAACAAUGGGAUGAUAACAGCCAUGGAAAGGUCACAACAAGGAGCUUGGGUCGUUACCAUCUCAGAUAUCAUACGCAACACUUUGAGAAAUCACGAAAUUGUCAUGAGUCACGGGGAUAUUUCUCCAAGAAAUAUCAUCGUUCGCGGAACAAAAGUUGUUGCUAUUCUUGAUUGGGAGAUGUCUGGGUUCUACCCUGAAUACUGGGAUUACGUGAAGAGCCUCUACAAACCGGCCUGGGAGAGUGGCUGGAUCAAGGACAAGGUCGCGGAUAAGAUCCUGCGCCCUUAUUAUAGUGAACUAGCAGUGAUGUUACAUGUUCAUAACAUCACUUGGUGA
Exophiala oligosperma is the source of this 780-nucleotide messenger RNA. RefSeq lists its product as uncharacterized. The record is from RefSeq and is a predicted model, not a curated record. The transcript has a single exon. The coding region runs from base 1 to 780 and encodes 259 amino acids. Lineage: Eukaryota; Fungi; Ascomycota; Eurotiomycetes; Chaetothyriales; Herpotrichiellaceae.